Molecule: messenger RNA, 3083 nt
Organism: Gracilinanus agilis (Agile Gracile Mouse Opossum)
Lineage: Eukaryota; Metazoa; Chordata; Mammalia; Didelphimorphia; Didelphidae
Gene: ARHGAP27
Product: Rho GTPase activating protein 27
Exons: 18
Coding region: 261-2966 (901 amino acids)
Biological process (GO): regulation of GTPase activity; signal transduction
Cellular component (GO): cytoplasm
Molecular function (GO): protein binding
Source: RefSeq, a predicted model, not a curated record
AGUGAGCAAGUGAGAAAGAAAGGGAGGGAGCCAGCCAGCCAGCUAGCCCUGGGUCCGUCGGCAUGUCCAGAUCUCACCCUCAGCAUUCAGAGAUUCUCUCAACUUCACACUGAUCUUCUCAAAUGUCAGAGCCUGACUUGCUGGCCAGCUAGUAGCCUCUGAAACCCCUCGCAGUCCAGCUCAUGGGUCCACGAAGUGGCCAACGCUUUGUGAGGUAGCGAAGCUGUGGGAAAGGCCCGUAAGCCCAGGCUGGGGCCAGAAUGGAGACGGCGGAUGGCGAGGGAGACGAGUACGUGUUGGUAGAGCAUGCCUUCGAGUACACUGGCAAGGAUGGACGACGCAUCUGCAUUCGGCCCAAUGAGCGCUACCAGCUGCUGCGGCGGAGCACAGAGCACUGGUGGCAUGUGAGGCGAGAACCUGGCAGCCGUCCCUUCUACUUGCCCGCCCAGUAUGUUCGAGAGCUGCCACGGCUCAGUUCCCCCAAUGGCCUGUCCUCUUCCCAGAUACCCUUACCCGCCGCUGCUCCGGCCACCUGCGCUCCGGAGCCGCUCACUUACGAUUACAAAUUCGUGAGCAUCCCUGCAGAGACCGCGUCCGCCCCGUCGAGUGGCGACUCAGGGAGCCCUUCAGAGAACACAACUGGCGCCCUGGGCCGUUUCAGCUCCUUCCACAGCCCGGGGCGGCGACGCGAUGCUGGCAAACGAAGCAGUUUGGCUCCUGGCCUCCCUACUACCCUUUACCUCCGACCCGCAGCCCCUAUUAGGACGGCACAGUCCUUAGAUGACCUGGCUCGGACAGCCGUCGUGCCCAUCUCUGGGCUCCUGGGAAGCUCCGGAUCCUACAAGGCUUGCAGCGUGGCAGGCUCCUGGGUUUCCCCCCGACCCCUUGCCCAGAGUCGCCCCCCCAGCCAGAGUCAGCCCCUCUCCCAGAGCCGGAGCGACUCGGAGAACAUCUAUGAGUCUAUCCAAGACGUGCGAGGCGAGCUUCCGGAAAAGAAGGUAGAGAAUUCUCUGGACCCUGUAUAUGUGAAUGUAGAGAGGCAGCAGCGAAUUCCUGCUCUGGCUCCAGCCUCUCCCUCUACUCCUGCCCCUGCCCCAAUCCCUAUCUCCACCAACCCAGUGUGGGAGACUCAUACAGACUUGGGCAGUGGACGGCCCUACUAUUAUAAUCCAAGCACCGGGGAGACCACUUGGGAGUCUCCCUUUGGGCCUACUGAAUCUGCAUCUAGUCCGGCUACCUCUCUAUCUCCUCUGGGCAGCCCAGGGGACCCUGAAGCUGAGUGGGAUCAGUACUGGGAUGAAGAGAGCCGGAGAGUGUUCUUCUACAACCCCCUGACUGGUGAGACUGCGUGGGAGGAGUCCACCACCCCUGAGAUGCAAACAGAACUUGCCCCUUGUAGCCCAAUGGAUCAAAGGCCACCAACACCAGAGGCAGAUUAUCCAGAGGAGCUAACAUGCUACCCAGAGGAAGACUACUCUCCAGUGAGCUCUUACACUGACCCCAUCCCAGGAUCCCCAACUCCAGGGAGAACAACUGACCCCCAUAUACCUCCUGGCUGGUCCUGCCACAUCUCUCCAGAUGGGCAGUUGCUCUAUACCAACCUUUAUACCCAGGAGCAGUGGAUGAGAUCUGAGGAUGAGCAGGGGAAGCCGUACUUCUACAACCCCAGUGACAGCACUACCCAGUGGGAGCUUCCCCAGGUACCUGUCACAGGUCAGCGCUACCAGAGCAGCAGCAAGUCCAGUCAGAACAAUGAUUCCUUGACACUGACCAGUCCUCCAGAGGCAAAAUCUAAGACUCUGGAUAAAGCUGGUGUCCUUUAUCGCACCAAGACAGUGGACAAAGGGAAGCGUCUUCGGAAGAAGAAUUGGAGCUCUUCCUGGACUGUGCUUGAAGGCGGGAUUCUGACCUUCUUCAAGGAGUCAAAGGCCUCAACUGCUGGCAGCCUGAGACAGCCAUCCAACUUGUCGACUCCAGAAUAUACCGUGGACCUCCGAGGAGCUACUCUGAAUUGGGCCACAAAAGACAAGUCCAGCAAGAAAAAUGUGCUAGAGCUCCGGAGCCGAGAUAGCUCUGAAUACCUGAUUCAGCACGACUCAGAGACCAUUAUUGGGACUUGGUACAAGGCGAUCAUUCAGGGCAUCCAGGAGCAGUCCACAGACUCCUACCCUGAGAUUGACUGUGAAAACAGUGCUGACUUUGGGUCCAGUGAACGGCUGGGAGGUGGAAGGGAGAAAGAAGAGGAAAAGAAGCAUCCUAUCAGUCCCAUGGGUCCUGAGAGUGACUCCAGCAAGGUUCGACACAAACUCCGAAAAUUCUUGUUGAGGAGACCAACACUGCAAUCCCUUCGGGAGAAGGGCUACAUCAAAGACCAGGUGUUUGGCUGUGCGUUGUCGACGCUGUGUGAGCGAGAGAAUAGCCUCAUACCCCGCUUUGUGCAGCAGUGUAUCCGGACAGUGGAGUCUCGGGGGUUGGACAUUGAUGGAUUAUACCGCAUCAGCGGGAAUCUGGCCACCAUCCAGAAACUACGUUACAAGGUGGACCAUGAUGAACGCCUGGACCUGGACGAUGGGCGCUGGGAGGACGUCCACGUCAUUACCGGAGCACUGAAGCUCUUCUUCCGGGAGCUCCCCGAGCCCCUCUUCCCCUUCUCUCACUUCCACCAGUUCAUCUCUGCCAUCAAACUCCAGGAUCAGGCUAAGCGGAGCUGCCACGUCCGGGACCUGGUGCAUUCUCUUCCCGCCCCCAAUCAGAACACCAUGCGUCUUCUCUUCCAGCACCUCUGCAGGGUGAUCGAACACAGAGAAGAAAACCGCAUGUCCGUACAGAGUGUGGCGAUCGUCUUUGGGCCCACGCUACUGCGGCCCGAGAGCGAGGAGGGAAACAUGCCUAUGACCAUGGUGUUUCAGAACCAGGUGGUUGAGCUGAUACUUCAGCAGUGCAGGGACAUCUUCCCCCAACGCUGACCCAGUCCUGCCAGAGGCCGGGACACAGCUGGACAGUGGGGUGUUGACACAGUGGGGUUGGAGGGUAGAGGAGGGAGGGACCAAUUUAACCAAUAAAUAAUUUCCUUUGUGCUGGGA